Messenger RNA from Tetrahymena thermophila SB210, 873 nucleotides. Its product is annotated as transmembrane protein, putative. Lineage: Eukaryota; Ciliophora; Oligohymenophorea; Hymenostomatida; Tetrahymenidae. The transcript has a single exon. The record is from RefSeq and is a predicted model, not a curated record.
AUGUCAUCUGAAUAAAAAGAUUAUUUAUCUCUACUUUUUUAAAUAGGAGUAUUAAGUUUUACUUCAUAUGCAAGCUUUCAUUUGAUGAAAGUGUGCUCUAAAGAAGAUUAAAUACAUUAAGAAGAAAUGUAAAGAGUGAAAAAUGCUUUUAAUAAGAUCAGAGAAUAUGAACCAGAUGAGCUUAUUGAAAAAUUAAAUAACCUUUACAAAAAUGAAAAAAACCAGUAAAAAUAUAUCGACUGUGGUAAAUUUUUUGUGAAGGGCGUUAUAUCUUGCGAUGCCCCUAUCGUAUCUUAAUAGAAUUAAAGCAUCAAACUCGUUUAUUAGGAUUUAAGAAAAUAUGAUUUACUUGCUACUUUAUUAGAAAAGAGAGUAUUGUAGCAAUCUAAAUAGUAUAACUCUAGCAAAAAAAACUAUGUCAGCGUAUUUUAGCUUUAACCCUCAACUGGAAUUUUAGUAAACAGAAAUUCUAAUUUGUGCUUUGUAGAAAAUAUUAGAAAUUCUAAAUUUGGAAAAGUAAUUAACUUCAUAAGUACUCAAGAAAAUUCUUCUAUGAAUUCUAUUAACUUUGCUUCAUUAGGAAUAGGUAGUGUUAUUAAAGUAGGAUUUGAAAUAAAUGAACACGGUAUAAAGGUAGGCGAUAAAAUUACAGUUUAUGGAAAAGUAUUGUUUGAUAAAAUAAAUAAACUAAUAAAGUUUGAGAAUCCUUAACAUAUUCUCUAAGACAAAGAAGAAUAUAGCUAAUAUAUUGAUGAAGUAAGUCUAGCUGGUAUAGGAGUUUUUCUGUUUGGAGCUUUAACAAUAGCUCAAUUAAUAUUUUUAGGAAAUUCAAUCUUUGAAUUGGUUAAGAGAAAAGACUCAUAAAAAAAAUGA